UGAAAGUAUCUUACCUAGCUUGUCUGAUCAAGCAGCUUUAUGGGAAUAUUUGGAAAGUAUCGAUUGUUUUAGUGUUGGAACUCUACCAUAUCGACUAUCGCAAUCAUUUGGAUUUGAUGUUCCAGCAAGUACUGGUAUAGAAGAAACAUUACCUUUAUUAUUAAAUGCCGUUAACGAUGGAAAAUUGACAUUAGAUGAUAUUAAAACGCGUCUUUACACUAAUCCUCAAAGCAUUUUCAAUAUACCGGAGCAACCAGAUACCUCUGUAGAAGUAGAAAUUGAUCGAAAGGUAUUAAUGGCGCAAAAAGAAGGUGGUUGGUCACCAUUUAUCGGAAAGACAUUAUCGGGUGCAGUGAGUCGCGUAGUUUUAAGAAGGGACACUGUUUAUCUCGAUGGUGGUUCAUACUCUACUGGUACCUGUGGCAAUGACAUUUCAAAUUUGAUUCAUGUUAUUGCGAAAACUCCAGCUAUUAAAGAAUCAUUCGCAAAGUUUGGUCUUAAAUCAAUGGCUUCUGAUUUGUUUUCUCUUGAUUUGCCACAUGCGGUCUUACCGACAAGCAUUACAUCAAAUAUAAAUCAAACACGUUUCUUCCGACAACAUAUUCUCACUGCUAAAGAUUUCUCACGUAAUGAUCUUCACUUGUUGUUUGGUGUGGCUCACGAAAUGCGUACUCUAGUUGAACGUUAUGGAUCAGUAAAUUUACUUCAGGGUCGUGUUAUGUUUACACUUUUUUUUGAACCAUCUACAAGAACAUCAGCUUCUUUUGAAGCGGCAAUGAAUAGAUUAGGUGGUCGAGUGGUUGCUAUCAAGACAGAUUCGUCUUCAGUUACAAAGGGCGAAUCGUUAGCAGAUACUAUACGGACGGUGGGAUCAUAUGGGGACAUUAUUAUUUUGAGGCAUCCGGAACCCGGCAGUACUAAAACUGCAGCAAGAUAUUCGCCUGUUCCGAUUAUAAACGCAGGAGAUGGCAUUGGAGAACAUCCUACCCAGGCUUUUCUCGACGUGUACACUAUUCGAGAAGAACUUGGAACUGUUAACGGGUUAACUGUUACGUUAGUUGGUGAUUUAAAAAAUGGUCGAACGGUCCAUAGUCUAGUUAGAGUAUUAUCUCAAUACCAAGUUGCCCUUAAUUAUGUUAGUCCCACGUCAUUACGUAUUCCUGACGAAAUCAAAACGGAAGUUCGCAAAAGAGGAAUAAGACAAAAAGAAUAUACAGACUUAGAAAGUGUACUUGCAGAGACUGAUGUACUUUAUGUGACACGAAUUCAACGUGAGCGAUUUACAGAUCCAAUCGAAUAUGAACGGGUUAAGGAUUCCUAUACAAUAAAUAACGCUACAUUGAGUCGUUCUAAACCAAACAUGAUUGUAAUGCAUCCGCUUCCACGAGUGAAUGAAAUUGACCCAGAGGUAGACUUUGACGAUCGUGCUGUUUACUUCCGACAGAUGAAGUAUGGAAUGUUUGUAAGGAUGGCAUUAUUAGCAAUG
This is a messenger RNA of Racocetra persica, 1486 nucleotides long. Lineage: Eukaryota; Fungi; Glomeromycota; Glomeromycetes; Diversisporales; Gigasporaceae. The record is from the annotation of a GenBank genome assembly.